Molecule: messenger RNA, 1379 nt
Organism: Paramecium octaurelia
Lineage: Eukaryota; Ciliophora; Oligohymenophorea; Peniculida; Parameciidae
Source: the annotation of a GenBank genome assembly
AUGAUGAGUAACGAUUAUGAUCUUGAUUUUCUCGAUAGUGAUAGUGAGGCUAAGAAUACUUAAUUUUUAUAAUAGAGUAUGCUGUAGGAAGAAGCUGUCUCUCCAAAUAUUUUUGCAGUUAUCAUAAUUCAUUAAUAGAGCAAUAACAUUCAAUAGACUAUCUCAAGAAGAGACGUUAUAGCAGCUAUAGAACAUAUUGUAAAGAGAAUAUUCUAAGGGGAAAUGGUAAUUAACAUGUCUAAUAAUAGAAAUAAAUAAGAUCAAUAGAUGUUAAAAUUGAAUCUAUACUAUCAACUUCUGUUUAAAAGGCUUGUUGUCUGAUUUAAGUCGAUGAAAACAUAAUUCAAUAAUUAAAAGAAUAUAAAGUGCCUUUCUAAUUUAGUGACAAAGAUCAAUAAAAGGAGUAGAAUUCGAUUUUUGACGUUACAUUUUUUGACUUCAAUUAAUUUAAUGAAUGCGAUCUACUGAGAAAUGGAAAAUUUGCUAAAGAAUUUGCUGUGAUCAACUAAUAUUAAGAGUCUUAAAGGUUUACAUCCAUAAUCUUGUCGAUCAAUAAAAUGGAUUAACAGAUUUAUGCAAUCAAAAAAGUAAGAAUAAUUGGGGAGUUUACUUGGUAAAAAUUAUACUAUAAUAAAAUUACUCAAAUCAGAGAAGUCAAAGCUAUGCUACGACUUCAACAUCCAAAUGUAAUUAGAUUAUAUAGUUGGUGGAUCGAAGAAGAAAUUAGAGAAAGACAUCAAAAAUAUUUUUAUCUUUAUUAGCAAUAAGAAUAUGAUUCAUAUUUAGGUUGCAAUAAUUUAUUCUAAUAUAGUAUGAAACACUUAUCAAAAGCAUCAGCAAAUGUGAAAAGAAAAACUAUUUAAUCUUUGAUUAAUUAGUUAAUUUCUGGAUUGGAAUACAUUCAUAGUUAAGGGUUCUUUCAUAGAGAUUUAAAGCUAGAAAAUCUUCUUGUUACUAAAGAUAAUGUUGGAGAAAUAGCUCUAAGAAUUUGUGAUUUUGAUUGGAGCAAAUCUCAUUAAAAUGAUGAUGGAUAAAAUAAUAAUUAGUUAAUAUUUAUUAAAGAUUAUGGAACUACAGAACUCAAAGAUGGGAUAUAAAGGAUAGAAAUAGUUUAUGAUGCAAGAGAAGAAUUGUUUUAAGUUGGAAUAAUUAUAUUGGAUCUUUGUGAUCCAACUUUAACUAAAUAGGAAAGAAUUUAAAUUCAAAUGAAUGCAACAAAUAAGUAAAAUCUAAGUCUAUUUUAUAGUUUAUUUAGAUCCCAUAUUCUAUAAAAUUAUCAACCUGAGUUACUAAUUAUUUAAGCAUUACUUAGGAAAGAUUUUUAAUCGGUAUAAAAUUUUAGAACAUCACAACUUUAUAAACAAUACAUGCAAAUGUGA